AUGACAUCGCAACAGAAAGUGGUCGCGGACCACUCUCGGAGUCCGCCCUGGGGGGUGGCCAUAUUGCGGCGUCCCGGACAACGCCUUAGGCUGGUGGCCCUCUUCGAACGCAAGGUGCAGCACCUGGAUGCCGCACCCAGCGGCGUCAGCCUGGGCCCCGUCGCCGCGGAGCCGGUGUCCGCACCAAGCGUCGCGCGGUCCAGCGAGGGUCCGCAGGAGCCGGCAGGUCAUGAAGCUCCUCCAGAGGUACAGGCUGCGCCACCUCAAGAGGACGAGAAAUAUGCGGUGUACCGGCGAAUGCAUCGAACGGGCGUGCCGCUGCUUGCCAUUCGACAGAAGCUGCUCUUAGAUGCCUUGCAGGACCCAACCCUAGAUGUGGCCGUCCUAGACACCUUCGACGGUGCCGCCGGCACGGGUGCCGGCGCGCCAGCGCCCAAAACGGCGCCAGCGCCAGCGCCGAAACCGAAGGAGGUGGCAAUUGAGGAGCCACCACCACCGGCGCCAGCAGCACCUGAAGAGGAACCAUCCCCGGCGCCAGCAGAACUUCCGGCUCCAGGUGGUGGUGGUCCAAUCAACCUUGCAGCAGCGGCCGCGGCCAUGGCGCAACGACGCAUGAGCCGCGUGGCGGCCAAAGUGGAGGGGUCGGAGCCAGGAGAGCCGAAGGCGCCGACAGAAGCUCCUGCCGUGCCCAAAGGGGGACCUCCAAAGGCGAAACCCAAGGCAAUGCCAAAGGCAGAAGAGCCUGCAGCUGCACCGGCUGCACCGGCCGCACCGGCCGCACCGGCUGGGCCCAUCGAGGGCACCGCACCCAAGGCGCCGGUGCGCACACCUCCGCCACCGCCCAAGGCCAAAGCCUCAGCGAUGUCACCAGAGGCUGCUCUGAGGUUGCGCCGUUCCGUGGUGGCACAGGUGCAAGAGGAUGACGCACAGUCGGACGUUAGCGACUUCUGA
This is a messenger RNA of Cladocopium goreaui, 951 nucleotides long. The record is from the annotation of a GenBank genome assembly. NCBI's taxonomy places the organism in Eukaryota, Dinophyceae, Suessiales, Symbiodiniaceae.